Rhododendron vialii is the source of this 2035-nucleotide messenger RNA. RefSeq names its product oxysterol-binding protein-related protein 3C-like. Gene Ontology annotation, cellular component: intracellular membrane-bounded organelle; cytosol; membrane. Gene Ontology annotation, molecular function: sterol binding. Lineage: Eukaryota; Viridiplantae; Streptophyta; Magnoliopsida; Ericales; Ericaceae. Bases 471 to 1829 code for a protein of 452 amino acids. The transcript is spliced from 10 exons. The record is from RefSeq and is a predicted model, not a curated record.
GGUGGGAGUUUGUGGCAAUAUUCACCACUUCGAUGGUGUGAAGUUCUGAAAUUCCCAAAAAUAUUUCCAGCAAAUACUCAUUUCGUCCGAAUUAAUAGUAUCCCGGGGGCGAUUGUUUAGCUAAAAAAAUUUGAUACUGUACUACUCGUGCCGUCUGCCGACUAGCUGGCACAUGGUGUCAGCCGCCGCUACAGUUCCACGCUCUUCCUUAAACGCGUAGCACUUGCCUUUCCAUACUAGUCAAGUCAUAUUUAGACAGACAGAGAGGGAGACAGAAAUUAUACGGAGUAGUUGUUUUCUGACUUCAAACAAAAGAACCCGCCAACACGCCUCCUCCUCACAUCCUCUCUCUAUCUCUCUCUAUCUCUCUCCAAUUGUAACCAUACGUCUCGCGUCGUAAAUUCGGAUCGUUUAAAGCUUUCCACAGAGUCGAUUGAACGAGGGAUUUUUGGGUUUAGGGUUUCAGAGAGAUGGCUCCCGAGGAUAAAAAACAAGGAGGCGGUUUCUUCGCCUCGAUCACUUCCAGCCUCUCCAAUUUCGGCAAAACCGUCAAUGGUAUGUUAGGUUAUGAAGGCCUGGAAGUUGUAAAUCCUGAAGGGGGAACUGAAGAUGCUGAAGCCGAAGCACAAAGAGGAAGAUGGAAACAAGAGGAUCGGGACAGCUAUUGGAAGAUGAUGCAGAAAUAUGUAGGCUCUGACAUCACAUCAAUGGUCACACUCCCAGUUCUCAUUUUUGAGCCAAUGUCUAUGCUUCAGAAAAUGGCAGAGUUGAUGGAGUACUCCUACCUUUUAGAUUUAGCAGAUGAAUGUGAGGAUCCCUAUAUGCGAUUGGUGUAUGCUUCAUCUUUCUUCAUAUCAGUCUACUAUGCCAUCCAACGAACCUGGAAACCAUUUAAUCCGAUUCUUGGUGAAACUUAUGAAAUGGUCAAUCAUGGAGGCAUUACGUUUAUUGCAGAACAGGUUAGCCAUCACCCUCCGGUGGGUGCUGGACAUGCUGAAAAUGACCAUUUUGUAUAUGACAUAACUUCAAAGGUGAAGACCAAAUUAUUAGGAAACUCAGUUGAAGUCUAUCCUCUUGGAAGGACACGAGUGACCCUUAAAAGGGAUGGUGUAAUCCUAGAUUUGGUGCCUCCUCCCACAAAAGUUAGCAACCUGAUAUUUGGACGAACUUGGAUUGAUUCACCCGGUGAGAUGAUCUUGACAAACCUGACCACGGGGGACAAAGUAGUGAUGUAUUUUCAACCUUGCGGCUGGUUUGGUGCUGGUCGCUUUGAAGUGGAUGGAUAUGUCUAUAAUGCAGCUGAAGAACCCAAAAUGUUGAUAACUGGUAAAUGGAAUGAGUCAAUGAGUUAUCAACCUUGUGACGUAGAGGGGGAACCUCUGCCAGGCACUAAACUGAAAGAGGUCUGGAGAGUUGCUGAAGCUCCUAAAGAUGACAAAUUUCAGUACACAUAUUUUGCACACAAGAUAAAUAGCUUGGACACUGCGCCUAAGAAGUUACUGGCAUCAGAUUCUCGCUUGCGUCCUGACAGAUAUGCACUUGAGAAGGGUGAUUUGUCCAGAGCUGGUUCAGAAAAGAGCAGACUGGAGGAGAGACAGAGAGCUGAAAAAAGAAUUAAAGAGACGAAGGGCCUGCAACAUACUCCAAGAUGGUUCGACCUGACCAGUGAAAUUGCUCCUACACCUUGGGGUGAAUUGGAAGUAUAUCAUUACAAUGGCAAGUAUGAUGAACAUCGGGCUGCCAUGGAUGGCUCAGGCGACAUUGAGGAGAUUGACAUCAGAUCGACAGAGUUCAAUCCCUGGCAGUUUGGAAACUUGGCUACAGAAUGAGAGAUGCAUCUUGUGUUUGCCUGUAUAAUUUUCUUAUAGCUUUUUUAUUUUAUGCCAAUUGGCUCUGAUUUUUUUCAGUUGGUGUGUUUGAAUUUUUCUGAAGCAACCUUGCAACAAGAUACAUAUUCCUUAACGUCGGUUAAAGAAGAUUACAUGCGUUUGUGGUUUAAACAAGUCAGAGUUAAAUAGAAGGGUACAUGAACUUU